Merops nubicus (carmine bee-eater) is the source of this 1190-nucleotide messenger RNA. RefSeq names its product F-box protein 28 (gene FBXO28). The annotation marks the transcript as partial. The transcript is spliced from 4 exons. The record is from RefSeq and is a predicted model, not a curated record. Lineage: Eukaryota; Metazoa; Chordata; Aves; Coraciiformes; Meropidae. Gene Ontology annotation, biological process: protein polyubiquitination.
GUUUGUAAGCGAAUGGACUUGGUUUGCCAGCGGAUGUUAAAUCAGGGAUUUCUGAAAGUGGAGAGAUACCACAACUUGUGUCAAAAGCAAGUUAAAGCUCAGCUUCCAAGGCGGGAGUCUGAGAGGAGAAACCACUCAUUAGCUCGUCACGCAGACAUCCUUGCUGCUGUGGAAACGAGACUCUCCCUGUUAAAUAUGACUUUCAUGAAGUAUGUGGAUUCCAACCUCUGUUGCUUCAUACCUGGAAAGGUAAUAGAUGAAAUUUAUCGUGUGCUAAGGUAUGUAAACUCUACAAGAGCUCCUCAGAGAGCUCAUGAAGUUCUUCAAGAACUAAGGGACAUUUCCUCCAUGGCUAUGGAAUAUUUUGAUGAGAAGAUUGUUCCAAUACUGAAAAGAAAGAUGCCUGGGUCAGAUGUAUCGGGACGUCUGAUAGGAACUGCCCCAGUUCCAGGGCCUUCUGCAGCACUGACAACAAUGCAGCUGUUCUCCAAGCAGAACCCUUCAAGACAGGAGGUCACCAAACUCCAGCAGCAAGUAAAAGCCAACAGCACAGGCUUCACAGCACUAAAACGGGAAAUCUCGGAGCUUCGCAUCAAAAUGCAAGAGCAACAGAAACAGCUCCAAGAUCAAGAUCAGAAACUGCUUGAGCAAACCCAAAUCAUAGGUGAACAGAAUGCCCGAUUGGCUGAGCUUGAACGCAAGCUGCGAGAGGUGAUGGAGAGUACAGUAGGGAACUCUUCAGGUUCUGGCUCAAAUGAACAAUCUCCUAGGAAACGGAGGAAGGCUGUUGAAUCCACAGACUGUCCUAGGAAAUCUAAACGCCUUCGAAACAGAAAAUAACUUGGGAGUCAAUAGCACCUUCAGGAGGAUACACUGCUUUAGUAGCCCAAGCAGGUCUGCUUGUUUGGAUACUGUGACUAGCUUCAUGGUGUCACUUAGGCUGCUGGCUCUUCAAAACGCCACUUAGACUCAAACAGUAAAUUUCUUUCAUUGAGACUUUACCCCUGCUUUCUGUAUGGGUGGGCCUAAUGCACAGAAUCUUUAAGAUUUGCAAUAGUUACAUACUAACCAGACCUGCUCUCUUCUGUUUUGAAAGGUUAAUCUUUUCUGUGCAGAUGUGUUUAAAGUAAACUUAUUUGUGUUUAUGCAUAUGUUCACAUAAAAUCUUAAAUAAAUUCAGUCUUAACUGA